GAGAGCGGCCCGAGCAGAGGAAGGGGGUGGGCCGGCCGGCUCGCCUGUUGCUCUCCCGCUGCCCUUUUCUGCGGGAGCGGUGCUGGGGAGUUGAGAAGAGCGUGGGGCUGCCAGGAGCGAGGGGCCUGUCUUCGCUGAGACGCUGUUGUAGCUCCAGGGCGCUUUGGUUAAGCUGACGCCAGUGAGUGCUCAAAGCGCGGAUACUGCAAGCUUUUUGAAAACUAUAUAUGCUUCAUAGAAAAUCUGCAGCAGCUAUGAAGCAAAUUAAAACCUGGUGAAGCUUUUAAAGCACCUCGUAGCUGCUGCCUUUCAUGCAAGCACUUCUGAAUUGCUUUAGAGAAAACUCUUAAGCCUGCUUGCCUUAAUGAGUAAAGACAAACUUCCUCUGAUCCUGGGUAUGAUAAAAGUUAAUACAGUUAGAUGCAAGUCAAAUAGAAGAGGUUACAAGUAAUAUAAGUUGUCUUACUGUAAGUAGAAAGCCAAUGGCAAUCUUACUCAGACUUGGUCACUGUAACAGAAGGACUGGCUGUAAGCCUUAUCUCUUCUGGCAGCAACUUGUUUUGAAGAUUUCACCGAUGGAGCUGCCUGGCCUUGCUUUUGCUGUUUGGAUGUUUAUUUGCUUCUAUGCAUCUGUGGAUAGCUAUCCAAGUGGAAAAAUAAGAGAAGCCUGCACUAGCAUGAUACCCUGUCAUGGUAGCUCUCCACAACUGUCACCUGAGCACACCAUUACAGUGAAUGGGACUGAAUUUAAACCAGGGGACAACAUAGAAGUUCAUCUGUCUGGACCAGAUUUUGAAGGGUUUUUCAUACAAGCCCGGGAUGCAGAACACCUGGAUAGCCCUGCAGUUGGUUCUUUCAUGUUAGUUGACCGGAAACUUUCUCAGCUUCUGACAUGUGGCCGUAUCAAGAAUUCAGCUGUCAGUCACACAAGUAAAGCAAAAAAGAAAUACAUAAAAGUUUAUUGGAUUGCUCCUGGAGAUGCACCAAAACGUGUACGGUUUCUAGCCACAGUUGUGAAGAAAUACAAGACUUUCUGGGUGAAGAUUCCUGGUCCCAUUGUUUCUCAGCCUAAUGCACUGUCCCCAACAACACCCUUGCAUGCAACAUCAGAGGCUAUAUCAACUUCACAUUCGGUUUCCUACUUAUCAAAGCCAUUUAAUGCAUCAGGUUGUGGAAGUAUGAAGUUCUGCAUUAGGAACCCUUCAAACUGUGAUCCUGAAAGUGCUUCCUGUUUUUUUCUAUCCUUCCAAGAAGAGAAGAGUUCAGUAUUUAUUGAAAUGAGUGGUCCAAGUGAAGGAUAUUUAGCAUUUGCAUUGUCCCAUGACCAGUGGAUGGGUGGUGAUGACGCAUAUCUGUGCGUUAAUGAGGACCACCGUGUUCACGUAAGCACUGCCUAUCUGAAGGGGAGAAGUCCUCCUGUUUUGGAUUCAGAGAAUGCGCUUGAAGAUGUGUCAUGGAGGCUUGUGGAUGGUGUUCUUCAAUGUUCCUUCAGAAGGAGUAUUAGUCUUCCUGCUUACAAAGGGAGGUUUAAUCUGAAUGCCAGUUACUACAUCUUUCUGGCAGAUGGGGAAGCUAGUGAAGGUGGACUAAUAUACAAACACCGUCAUCAGCCUCUGAUCACCAAUGGAAUAUACAAUGUCACAGGCCUUCCUCAGGAUAUUGGAGGUUCCAGGUCCCCGCAACUUAUCAAGGCUCAUGGAGCGCUAAUGUUUGUUGCUUGGAUUACCACAGUUAGUAUUGGUGUUAUUGUUGCACGAUUCUUCAAACCUGUCUGGUCUCAUUCAUUCCUGUUUGGAAAGGAGAUGUGGUUUCAGGUGCAUCGUGUGCUCAUGUUGACCACAGUCAUGCUUACAAGCAUUUCUUUUGUGUUGCCUUUUAUAUACCGAGGAGGUUGGAGCCAACAAGCAGGUUUUCAUCCCUAUCUCGGCUGUACUGUGAUGGCUCUGACAAUCUUUCAACCACUUAUGGCAGGUUUCAGACCAUCUCGUCAUGCACCAAGGAGGCAAUUGUUUAACUGGUUUCACUGGAGUACUGGUACAACAGCUAGAAUACUAGCUGUCGUGACUAUGUUCUUGGGAGUGGAUCUACCAGCACUUGACCUGCCAGACCCAUGGGACACAUAUACAAUGGUUGGUUUUGUAGCUUGGCAUGUCGGUAUUGAGAUUCUUCUGGAAAUACACAGCUACUGUCUCAUACGUAAAGUUGAAGUGAUAGAGGAUGACAGAGUACAGAUACUGCAGUCACUCACAUCUGCAGAAGCAGAGGGUCGUCUGUUCAAACAGGUUGUGUUAACCAUCUAUGUCUGUGGAAAUAUAGUAUUCCUCAUUGCCUUCCUGGCAGCAAUCAACCACAUAUGAAAUAAGUCAUUGAGAAUUUUGUGAUGAAAUAUUGUGCAGUUGAAAAACCUGCAAGGAAUGCUUUCUAUUACAACUUUUCCCUCAACACCUCCCUGAAGAUGUAAUUGAAGAAUAAUAGCACGUGUGCAUCAUGCUUGGUGUUAGGGAGAACUUGAAUUCAAAUCUAUAGAAGGAUGCUGCAGUUCUGCAAAAGCUGCCUUCUGAUGGGACUUUUAAUGAGAGUCUUUGCCUGAGUAAGGAAUGAAGUCUCUAUUUUUUUAAGUGCGGUAAUUAACUUGAUUGAAGCUUAUAGGUUAAGAAGACUGAAAAGAUGUGCUGAAAAUGCUGUUUUGAUAGUCAGUUCCCUAAACCUUUUGUGAAUAUUAUUGGGAAAACUGGAAAGAUUGAUCCGGAAUCCAUCAUAUCUGUUCACUUUACUGUGUUCUAAUGGCAUGUGAUGUGACAACUUCCUGCUCGUGACAGUUUUGUGCAUGAAAAAAAACAGGAGUGAGAAACUGUCCCAAAUGCAGGUUGAUACAUGAGCCAAAUGCAGUUGUCCGUCUUUGCAGUUAAAUGCAAAAAAUAUUCUCUCUGCUCUAAGAGCAGUACACUUAGAAGCAUAUAAGUUUGGGAACUUCACUCCUUUAGUAAAACCACCAUUUGCCUCACCUAAAAUACUGUUCUGUCCCAUCCCCCUCAGUGCUUCUAAACCAUUAAGAGAAAACAUGUUUGCAAUGUAAGUGCAUUAAAACCAGUUGUACUUAGCCAAAAGUCAAACAGGAAGGACCUAUCCGUGCGUGUGGAUUUCUGUGUUUUUCUGUCUUUGGUUGCUUGUGGCUUCUGAAUUACUUUUCUGUGUGAAUAAGAUGGAUUUAUGCCACUUGAUGCUUAAAUAGAAAUGAAAAUAUUUGCUCAAGAAUGUUGCAGUUGUAUUUGCACUAUUGAACGAACUGUAGAUUAGGAGCCGAUUUGACUUCAGGAAAAGCAGCUUCUGUUAAUGUGAAGUGAGGGUCCUUUGAGCUGGCAUAUCUAGGAGACAGAACUGUCUUCAUAAGAAUAUGGGAGGGUGUUUUUUUAGUCAAAAGAUUUAUCUAAAUAUAUGAACUAGGUACAGGGAAUGGAAGGAGACUAUAUUGUUUAACUUUUGGUUCAUGAUUUGUCUUAAGUAUGGAAGGACACUCUUGAAAUGGCAUCUCAGAAAUGAACCCUUAAUAUGCCAUGCAGUACAGUGCUUUGCAUUUGGUUUUUUUCAGCUCUGAAAGUUUGCUUCCACAGUUCUUCAUUUUUGAUACUGGGAAGUAUUGAUUUUUAGUUUUAAUGCUUCAAAAUAUAUCUUCAGCCUAGGGCUACUAAGCUAGCUGGGAAUAAAGGUGUUGGAGUAUUGGAUAGAAUAGUAAAUAGUGAGGCCUGGCUUGGUGUAGACUAUUACAGCAACAUCUCUCUAGUACCUGAUGGCCAGCUCUAAAAUACUUUUAUGUGUGGGUCAGGUAGUGGUUCUCUCCAUUUACUAAAGCUGUCUAUUUCUGUCUCUUCCUCCAUCUCCCCAAAUCCACAGUACAGCCUGUUGCAGGGACAAGUCCUAUUCAGAAAGCUACAAGUUUGUGUUUGUAGUCAGUGUUAUUUUUGGCUGCUCAAGUAACUGGUUUAGGUAUAAGCACUGGGAUUAAUCCCUUUGUCAUCAUCAGCAGACUGCAAGUGAGUGUAAGCUGAAUCAUCCCCCUUCUUCCUGGAAGCUGGAAAAGUCGUGCAGAUUGGGAAAGGGGGACUAUGAAGAAAUAUGGCAAAACACAGGCUGAAGUGUAAGAGGCAUAUGGCUGGCUAAUUGUGUGGGUUUGUCUUUUUUGUUUGUUUGUUUUUUGAGAACUCUGAUCUCAAGAGCCUGGGAAUCACAGGCCCACCUAGUACUGAAGUUUUGGGGGACUCUUUCAUAUACCAUGAGUUUAUAGAAGAAAAUCUCUCAACCUAGGCAUGAUUGAUGGCUUUUUAAAUUAAGGUCAAUGCUGGAUUCUUUCUGUAAUACAGUAGCUGUACUGUGUAUUGUUUCAUUUGCAUGGACAAUGAACACAGGGUUUUUAAAACAUGAAUGUAAAUGUCUUAAUAAAAGGUUUUGUCCCUCUUAGUAAGAUGAAAACACCAUUAAAAUAGAAACUAGAAAAGAAUAGUCUUGCCUAGCAGCAAAAUGGAUUGUCUGUUUUCUUUAUAGAUGUUGUUUUAUAAAUUAAAGCUAUCUAAAUGCU
Molecule: messenger RNA, 4573 nt
Organism: Harpia harpyja (harpy eagle)
Lineage: Eukaryota; Metazoa; Chordata; Aves; Accipitriformes; Accipitridae
Gene: FRRS1
Product: ferric chelate reductase 1
Exons: 18
Coding region: 483-2357 (624 amino acids)
Molecular function (GO): oxidoreductase activity, acting on metal ions
Source: RefSeq, a predicted model, not a curated record